Vitrella brassicaformis is the source of this 1418-nucleotide messenger RNA. Lineage: Eukaryota; Vitrellaceae. The record is from the annotation of a GenBank genome assembly.
ACCACCAACAGCGUCACAAAUCACGUCUUGAUACCAAUUCCGAGUCACGGGUGGCCACACACACGUACGCACACACACACAUGCACUCUCUCUCAACUGGGAUAUCCAUUAUGGAAUAUGUUCGUUCACCAUCAUGGAAGGCUGUCUGUGCCAAAUGGCUGCGCAAAGCAUACAUCUACACAGCCAGCUAGCUACUGCACGCACACACACGCAUAGGUCUGAUGGUCGGUCGAUCGAUCGACCGAUCGAUGGUCGACACGUAAGGAAGGCAUGUUUGCAGUGAUGGUGUGUGUUACAUGGUCGUGCAACCACACUCGCAUUUGCAUGCCCGCUUAUGUACAUACACAGACAAAUGGAUACAUACAUUACGUACGUGUCAUUCAACGUCGUUCGUCCCGCCUGUCGCACCACAAACCUCCACACACACAGCAAUGAAUCAUAGCUGCUUGUCUGUGUGAUGUGCAUUAGACAGCGACACACCGCACCGUACCCCAAUGCAUUCACACCCAUUUAGGCGGAUGGACAGGGAGAUAGACAAGAGCCAGACAAGCCACGGAGUCGUAAAGAAUCGCUGGCUUAGGUAGAGCGAUAAGUGUAUGCCUCACUGCCCCACCACGUGCAGCACUUCUCUUUCAUCCGCAUGGAAACUCUCCUCCCCAGCCAAGAGAGCAUCGCCUGUGCUAUUUCUCUCUCCGGUAUAGCCAGCAGGCACAUUCCAGCUAUUGGUGUACUGCUCGCAGCGGCAGAUGCCGACUGCAGGCCCCUCAUCACUCUCGCAACCCAUCCACAGACACCCGGCAACAUACACCCUUGUACCACCCGCACUUCCCUCCCUCCCCGUCACAAACACAGCUUGCCCCCCGCACCCCCGCAGCCCUCCCCGCAGGUCGAUCUUGGUCGGUGUGGCGAAGUGGCCGGCCAGUGAGAUAUACAGUAUAUCGCACUCGCAUCUGCGGGUGUCGGUCGGGUCGUCGGGCUCCUGCAGGCCGGCACUGAUGUAGACGCCGAAGACAUACUUGCCCUUGCGGAUGAUGAUCACCAGGCCGGUCUUGUCGCCCACACAGCGGAGCAGAUCUUCGUACCUGCUGCCGUCACGCGACGACCUGAAACACACACAGACAGACACACACACACACUUACGCCUCUGUUUUGACGUGAGAGUCAGUCCAACGCUGCCUAGAGCAGGUAGCGUACCGAUAGAUUGAUGCCAGCUUCAUGUUGGGAUUGCCGAGCAGGCCCAGCAGGCUGGAGUACUGGGACUCAGACAACGACGUGUCCUGCACAACCACCAUACGACAACGAGAGGAUGUAAUCGGUAGCUGGCAAUUGAUCUUUAUGGCUGUGUGUACCAAAGUGCCGACGGGUGUCAUUGCCAAAGAGCCGCGUACCCACAGUACAAAAAGCUAAAAUGGAAAAAU